Molecule: messenger RNA, 6081 nt
Organism: Naegleria fowleri
Lineage: Eukaryota; Heterolobosea; Eutetramitea; Acrasida; Naegleriidae
Exons: 3
Coding region: 1-6081 (2026 amino acids)
Biological process (GO): phosphatidylinositol phosphate biosynthetic process
Cellular component (GO): endosome membrane
Molecular function (GO): 1-phosphatidylinositol-3-phosphate 5-kinase activity; ATP binding; metal ion binding
Source: RefSeq, a predicted model, not a curated record
AUGUCUCCUUCAACUCUCCCUCCCAACAGUAACAACGGAGAGACCACGGCGAGAUCUCAACCACCACCAUUCAUCACUCCACAAUCCACACAUUCACAUACACCACGAUCUGAUGUUGAUUCUUCUUCUGCAACAACAAGGCAUUACAGAUCUGUUUCUAAUUUUUCAACCACUUCCUUCAUUCCGGCGUUUGAUAGUGCAAAGCCUAAACUCGUGGAAUUCACCACGAAUGCUCACGGAGGACAAAACAUUUCAUCUUUCCUCUCCAAAAUAUUUAAUAAUCCUCAAAACAAUCCAAACAACACUUCAUCAUCAGCCACAUUGAAUCAUGUGGUUUCCAAUAAUUUAUCAUCGUCUGACAAUAAUUAUUUCUUUUAUGAAAAUCCAUCCAAUCAAUCUCUGUAUUUAUAUGUUAGUAGCAACCCGUUAAAGUUGAGUGAUGAAGUUCCUAUAAAAAAGUCGAAAAAGAAGACUUCUUCUUCGUUCAUCAAGUCCAUGACCAAUUCCGAAAUUUUAGAGGAGUACAAGACAGCAAAUAAUUUCAAUAAUAACAACAUCACAAAUUUUGAUAAACAAAUUCCACACCAACAAUUACUCAAGUCAAGUCCUAAUAUUACUACUACAAAUAAUCAUGAAGAACAAUUACCGUCAACAAGAGUAACCUUUGAUACUCCUCCCAUUGAUUCUCUAAAUCAUUCUAAAAAUCAUUCAUAUCUUGAAAACCCACAAUUGAAACAUUUGGAUCUAAAGAAUAUUGAUAGUAUCAUUAGCACAAAAAAACGAUCAAUGUCUAUCUCAAAAGACAAUUCUGGUCUAGUCGAAAGCGAAAAUGGUGGUUCAUCCUAUGUUGGAUUUUCUCUUGUGAACAAGAAAGAACUUCUAAAAAUGGAAAAUAGGGUUGAUCUACAAGGAAGACAUAACACAGCACAAGAUUCAUGGAUGAACAGAUCCAAAUCUCAUCCUGAGCUAUUUACAAUUCCAGAGACAACAGAAAAUCCUGAACCAUCUCCAUUGAUAAUUCCAAUCGUUAAACAAGAUAAGGUGACAAGUACUCCAAUAGAUUCACCAAGAAAACAGAAUUUGCCAAACCAAUACACUCAACAAUCAAAUUUCGAAAACAAUUCUCAAUCACCCUCAAUUCCAACUCAACCUUCAUCCAAUAACAACACACCAAAUACUCCUUAUACGCAACCUUAUUACAAUUGUAGUAGCGGUGGUACUCCUGAGAUGAGUCAUCAUGCUGGUCGUGAAAAAGGGCUUCGAAAUUUCAUUGCCAACACGCUUCAGAGAAAGUCAAGUGGAAGACAGUUUUGGAUGCCAGAUGAUCGUGUCACUAAUUGUUAUGAAUGUUUAACUCCUUUUAGUGUUUUUAAAAGAAAACAUCAUUGUAGAAUUUGUGGACAAAUAUUUUGUUGGAAAUGCUCUGAUUACUUUAUUGAUGGUAAAAAAUGGGGAUAUACUGGAAAAAUGAGAGUGUGUAAUUAUUGUAAUAAUUUGGUGGGCCAGUCACAAAAUCUCUCUCAAAUAUUGGGUGGUGGAGGAGGAACCUCAAACACUCAAUCCACUGCUGCUGCUUCUGCUGCUAUCAGUAGUUUCUCUUCAACAUCAACUGCAUUGAACACGAGCACUCAAGCCAAUAAUCUAUCAAAUUCUACACCUACUCCACCCAUAACAAAUUCCACAGGUCAGUUAGGAUCACUCACAACUACUGCAUCCCCAUCUGGUGGCGCUAUGGCUCCACACAAAUCUUUUACAUCCUUCUUUUCAAGCAUUGAUGAAUUUGGUUCAAAAGGUAUUGCUGAAGAUCUUGAAGCUGAUCUAGAUGACGAUUAUCAGGAAAAUCAUGAUAAAGUGCCCAAAGGUGAGAAUGGUAAUACAUCUCCAAAUGAUGCUUCCAGUAGUGAUGAUGAUGAAGAGGAAAACAAUGAUUCCAUACGGAUGAGAAUUAAUACCAAUUCACUCAAUCCAACUACGAUCUUUGACGACUCACUCUUGAUGAGUAAUAAUGAUUUUGCAAUUGCAGCAGCAAGUGAAGAAACAGACAAUCAUCCCAACAGUGGAAUGGAUGGAACAGUACCUUUUAAAAUUAUUUCAGGAGAAGAAUUUGAGCAAGGUUUUGAUGAACAUUUGAAUUCUCUUGAAGAAGUCUCUCAAAAACACCUUAAGGCGAUUGUUUCUCAAUUAAUCCAAAGAGAAAAUGCCAUGUGGUUAUCAUCUACUACUGAUUCUUCAAUCGAUACCGUCAAUGGCACUACCGUUUCUCCAUCUCUUACAACACCUCCACCACCAAUUGAUCCCAAAUGGGAAGAAGUCAUUGUAGGAUUAGCCCUCAGAACUGUGAACUCUUUAAAUCCUAAUACUUUGAGAGGAGAUAAAAUGGAUAUUAGACACUAUUUGAAAGUGAAGAAAGUGUUAGGAAGUAACAUGUCAAAAUCUGAAUAUGUUGAUGGAGGUGUCGUAUUUUCAAAGAAUGUAGUUCACAAACGUAUGAAAACAAAUUUGAAAAAUCCAAAAAUCUUAAUUCUUAGUUGUCCCAUUGCGUAUCAAUACCACAAAGCAGAAACUCAAAGUAUGACUUCUAUGGAUAUUCUCAUUAGUCAAGAAGAAGAAUUUUUGAAACUUUUGGUUGAAAAGAUUGCAGAAAAGAAACCUGAUUUAGUUUUUGUUGAAAAAUCAGUGAGUCGAUUUGCAAAAGAAUUACUACUAUCCAAAGGCAUUUCCGUGGUUGUAAAUGUGAAACGCAAAGUCUUGGAAAGAAUUUCACGAUGUACAGGAUAUCCAAUUUUGUCCUCUAUUGAUGAAUAUGAUCAAUCCAUUCUCCACAUGAACCUAAAUCAAACACCACCACCUCAAUGCACUCAUGCCUACAUGAAACGCAUUGGAGAUAAGAAUUUAUUUAUUGUUUGUGGUAAAUAUUCAGAUGCUCAAAGCACCGUUGUUUUAAGAGGAGAGAAUGAAAAAGAGCUCGAAUUAGUGAAACCCAUUUUCAAAUUUGCUGUUUAUGUGGCGUAUAACUUGAAAUUAGAAACAGAAUUCUUCUUUGAUGAGUGUGGAACUUUGAGAAUUGAUCAUGCGCCCUAUAUCACCAAUUCGCCAUAUAUUUUGUCUGCCUCUCCCAAUGUCAAAUUUUCAUUGAAAUUAGAAGAUUUGGACCUUGCCAAACUUGGAAUUGUAAAUCCCACUCGAGAGAAACUACAACAUUCGAGAUACAAUUACUCGGAAUCAACAAUGCCGUUGUCGUCUGCAUACGAUGUUCAUGAACAACAACAUGGAGACUCACAAGUCAAUGUGGAAGAUCACUACACAGAAACGGAAUUGGCCAUCUUUGGAGACAUCUUAACACCCUAUGUUCAUCAGAACAUAAUUGUGCUCUUCACAAAACAUCCAAAAGUAGAUCCCAAAUUACUUCUCUCUUCAUCCUCUCUCAUCACUGAAACUCAAUCAUUAGCAAAUCCAGAAACAGUAGUCAUUGCAUAUUACACAGACAAUGACAUGCCUUUGGGUAAAUUCUUGGAAUUGAAAUGUUUCAAUCCCAACAAUAUUUUGAAUUAUAUGAACACAACUCGAAUGUAUACACAUGGAGAUGGAAAGAUUAUUCUCACUGUUGAAAAAUCUCCACAAAUUAUUUCAUCAAGUGAUGAAGGUAUUGCCAUGUGGAAUUAUUGCAAAGUGUGUGAAAGAUAUGUUACUCCAGUCAUUCCCAUGUCUGAAAGUGCGUACAAGUAUUCAUUUGGAAAAUUCUUAGAAAGCACCUUUUAUAAUAGUACUCUCAGAUGCAGAACAGGAGGAUGCAAUCAUAGCGUACAUCAUGAUCAUAUUAGAUACUUUGCAUAUAAUGAUAUUAUUGCAAAAUUCGAGUACAAACCUGUUAAAAUAUAUGAUAUUGUAUUUCCAGGAAAUAGAGCGGUUUAUGAUGAAAAGUAUCAAGCGUCUCAAUUUAACAUUAUGGUUCAAAAUGUUGAAGAUGCAUGUAAUAUUCUUUUUGCAGAUUUUAUGCAACUCGUUUUUGAAAUUGAAAGCAACUUUUCAUUGUUAAGUGAAGAACAAAUCGAGCAAUUUCAUGAAAUUGGAGAACAGAUCAAAAAUCAACAAAUUGUUUUGUGGUCCUCUCUGAGCACUAUUAAGCAAAAGCAAAACAUUUAUACUCUCAACGAUUUUAUUAGAAAUGUUUACAUUUCAACGAUCAGUUGGAAUGAUAUGAUCAUUGAAUUAUUUGCCAAAUUUGGAAUUCUAAAAGCUCCAUCCUCAAAUACGAGUGGUGUUGCUAGUGCAAAUUCAAUGUCGUCCGUCUCAGCAUCAACCACGACAAUGAAUUCAAUGAAAACAGCCAUGACAAAACCAAAACCUGUUGUGAAGGAUAGUCUGUUACAACAUUCUGAAAGUUCAUCUGCAACCCAUGGUAGUCAUAACCACUCGGGUCAUCUCUCCUCUUCUAUUGUCACAUCUCCUCGAUAUAUUAGUGUGGAAUUUAUUAUUAAUGAUUCAGUUCAACAAGACAACAACACCAAACCACUCAUUCAGGUCAUUCUCAAACGAAACACUUUCCUAACUUCCAUCACUCUUUCUUCCAUGAGUUCUAAUAGUGACAGUGAAUCCACUAUAACUGCAACAACGCCAUCCACUUUGCUACCGAUGGAACCCUUGAGUUUAGAUGGCAUCGAUCCGACACUAAGAAACAAUAUGGAGAAUCAUUCCUCACUCACAGAAUUCAACCACCACCAACACCAUAAGAGCAAUACUCUACUUUGUGUCAACACAGGCAACAACACGAGUGGUACGACUGGAAUCACCACCACCAACACCUCCAACAACACUUCAUCCGAUGAUACAUCUCCUCUACCUUCCUCAAGUCGAUCACAAAAAGGUUUUAGUUUCUUACCAUUUAGAAAUCAAAACAAACAAUCCACUAUUUUUGAUCAACUUCAAUUGAAACCAGUGAAACUUCCAGCGAUCAUUGAUGGAAUUUCAGCUCACUUGUUUUUACCAUCUGGAAGUACAAAUGCAAAUGUUAUUGUAUACAAUGAUGAACCAUCCACUAUUAUCGCAUACACUCUGAGUUCAACAGAUUAUGACAAGGUCAUUCGUUCCAAUUCAGAGCAUGAAGAUAUUGAAAUAGUUUUGAAAUCAAAAGAAAAGAAUCAUUACAAAUUUUCAUUCUCAGAUACUUCAAAUUCAAACUCUGGAAAUAAGGUGACUCUCCUUAAUGGUGAAAUUCCAUUCAACAAUUCAUCUACAUCCAUGUCGAAUCGAUCAAAGAAUAAGACGAAAUUCAGCUGUACUUGCUUCUUUGCUAAACAAUUUCUUGCUUUAAGAAAAGCAUAUUGUGGUGGUGAUGAUUCGUUUAUUCAUUCUCUUGUGCGUUGUGUGAAAUGGAAUACAACAGGAGGUAAAUCAGGUUCAUCAUUUACAAAGACAUGGGAUUCCAAGUAUGUUCUCAAGGAGGUGAACUCUCGUGUUGAAUUAUUGAGCUUUUUAGAAAUUGGACAUGCUUAUUUUGAAUAUAUCGCAAGCUCACUUUUCCAAGAAUUACCAAGUGUUUUGUGUAAAAUUUUGGGAGUGUUUAGAUUGAGUUAUUAUGAAAAGGGAAAAUCUGUGAAAAAGGAUAUCAUUGUUAUGGAUAAUCUGUUUUAUAAUCGAGUUAUAUCUAGAACUUUUGAUUUAAAGGGAUCUAUUAGGAAUAGAUAUCAAAAGACAGAAGGCGCAGUGUUGAUGGAUGAAAACUUAUUGGAAUUUAUUUAUAAUGGAUCUCCACUGAUUACAAGAGAGUCAUUUAAAUCUUUACUCACUUUGAGUGUAUUCAAUGACACUCUGUUCUUGAGCAAACAUAACAUUAUGGACUACAGUUUGUUAGUGGGUAUUGAUGAAGACAAUGGAGAAUUAAUUGUUGGAAUUAUUGACUAUGUGAGACAAUAUACAUGGGACAAACAAUUAGAAACUUGGGUAAAGUCUGCAGGAAUUAUUAGUAACAAAUCUAAAGUCCCCACAGUCAUUUCUCCAAAACAUUACAAAACAAGAUUUAGAGAAGCCAUGCAAAGAUACAUUAUUUCAACAUGUAGCAAAUUAACAGGUUUAAUUAAUUGA